UAUCCACAAUUCAACAUAAUCUCUCGCUUAGAAAAUACCGAGAGUAGGCGAUUAAACUGUGCAGCUCUUUGCAAGCUUCACCAGCUUUUAUGUCGCAGACGAACCAAGGCCACCCCCCAGAGGGCACUAUUUCGACUUUUGUAUGGGAGCAGACCUCCUCGCUCCCACGCAUUCACUUUCAUAUCAUUGCGAAUGAAGUGAACCAGAGCCUUGAAUUCAUGGCCGAAACGCAGGAGCCACUAGACGAAGCACAGAUUAAGCAGAUCAGGGAAAUUCUGGAAAAGCCGCGAGACAGUCCUCCGCCUAGUGAUGCCGAAUUUGAAUUAUUCCGCUAUGAUGUUGAGCGGCAUGGCUUUGUCAACGCGCUAAAGCUGCACAACUUUUCGCAGGAAGGGAAGGAAGACGCAUUUUGCGAGGAGAGCGAUCAGAAACAUGAGAGCAUCGGACAGGACGAGAGCAUCGGAGAGGAAGAGAGCAUCGGAGAGGAAGAGUGCGUCGGACACAAGAACGAUUAACCGCCUCUACGAGAUCAUUCUGGAUGCAAAAGUCUGAUCAAGCCGGGUCACGUCAUAACCGCGAUGGGCUAUCUCCUUAAUCGUCUCUAUGGCACACAGUUCACAUUUCAGCUUCCAUGCGGGUACGGCUGAUUUGUCGAAGCCACUGUAGAAUCAAGCGGAGUCUUCAAAAUGUUUGCAGCGUGGAUGGCGACAGUGCCACUGAUUGGGUUCGUGAAGGCCAAGAUGGCGAAGAAUGAGGCUUUUCCACUCGCUCACAUUCAGG
This is a messenger RNA of Cladophialophora immunda, 780 nucleotides long. RefSeq lists its product as uncharacterized. The coding region runs from base 90 to 515 and encodes 141 amino acids. The record is from RefSeq and is a predicted model, not a curated record. Lineage: Eukaryota; Fungi; Ascomycota; Eurotiomycetes; Chaetothyriales; Herpotrichiellaceae. The transcript has 2 exons.